AUGGAAAAUAGAAGAAGAGGAGACGGCAGGUUGGGCAUGAUUGUGAACAUUGCGACCGAUGUCGGUGGACUGGCUCUAGUGACAAUGGGGCUAGGGCACCGUGAUCGUGGCCUUAACACUUCUUCAAUUAUACAACCAAUCAAUUAUUCUAAGACAAUGACCACCAGUAGAGAAAGAGAAGACUAUAGUCUUGCUGCUGAAUUUUUGGAAGAGCACACUGAACUUGGUGACAAUGGAAGAAGAAGAGUCAAGCUGCAAUUCUGGUGGUUGGAAAUUUUUGCUGGAGCAGCCAUUCUAGGAAAUCUGUUUCUAUCUGCUGAGCAAAACUUGGAAAAAGAAAACUUGCUAUUUUGUGUUCCGGAUGAUAUUAAGAAAGAAAUUAGAGAAUCACUUGACAAAAUUAGAGCAUCUAAAAGUAAACAAACUGAAUUGUUACGAGAGAUUGGUGAAGGUCCCCAAAGUAUGAGUACGCAAUUAUCAAAAGUUGGAAGUGUAGGGGGAAAUUCAAUUGGAUGUUCUGGUAGUGGUGAAUCAAAAGGUAAAGGUACUCUUCAUGGGUUUAUUAGUUCCGAACCUCGACAAACAACCCUAAAUUCGACAUACAAAAAAGAUUUGUUGGUUGAUGUGAAGCGUAGAAUUGGUCGUUUUAUUUACUCUGCCGCACUUCCGUUUAAUGUUGUGAAUGAUCCUUAUUGGCUGCCUAUGGUUGAUGGCAUUGCGGAAUAUGGAAGAGGGUUCAAGCCUCCUUCAAUGCAUGAGUUAAGAACUUGGAUACUUAAAGCUGAGGUUGAUGGCAUCAACCUAAUAUAUGAGGAGCAUAAAAAGGCAUGGAAAAAAUAUGGAUGCACUAUUAUGUCCGAUGGUUGGACGGAUGGAAAGAAUAGAAGUUUGAUCAAUUUUUUAGUAAAUAGUCCCGCCGGCACUUUCUUUUUGAAAUCUAUUGAUGCAUCAGAUUCUAUUAAAAAUGGGGAAUUGAUCUUUAAAUAUCUUAAUGAUGUUGUUGAUGAGGUGGGAGAGGAAAAUGUAAUUCAAAUUGUCACGGAUAAUGCUUCGAAUUACAUUAAGGCGGGGAAAAAAAUUAUGGAGACUAGACAUAGAAUUUGGUGGACACCUUGUGCGGCGCAUUGCAUUGCAUUGAUCUAA
Zingiber officinale is the source of this 1143-nucleotide messenger RNA. RefSeq lists its product as uncharacterized. The transcript has 2 exons. NCBI's taxonomy places the organism in Eukaryota, Viridiplantae, Streptophyta, Magnoliopsida, Zingiberales, Zingiberaceae. The record is from RefSeq and is a predicted model, not a curated record. The coding region runs from base 1 to 1143 and encodes 380 amino acids.